This is a messenger RNA of Beauveria bassiana ARSEF 2860, 1299 nucleotides long. Its product is annotated as Homocysteine synthase. The record is from RefSeq and is a predicted model, not a curated record. NCBI's taxonomy places the organism in Eukaryota, Fungi, Ascomycota, Sordariomycetes, Hypocreales, Cordycipitaceae. Bases 1 to 1299 code for a protein of 432 amino acids. Gene Ontology annotation, biological process: transsulfuration. Gene Ontology annotation, molecular function: pyridoxal phosphate binding; transferase activity, transferring alkyl or aryl (other than methyl) groups. The transcript has 7 exons.
AUGGCCGAGGAAAUCAGCAAAAACUUUGAGACGCUUCAGCUCCAUGCUGGCCAGGAGCCUGAUCCCGCGACUAAUGCGCGCGCCGUGCCUAUUUAUGCUACAACUAGCUUUACAUUCAAGGACUCUGCUCAUGGCGCGAGGCUGUUUGGCCUCAAGGAGCCUGGCAACAUUUACUCCCGAAUCAUGAACCCUACUGUCGAUGUGUUUGAGAAGCGCAUUGCUGCCCUCGAAGGCGGUGUUGCCGGUCUCGCCGCCUCGUCUGGCCAGAGCGCUCAAUUCAUCACAAUCAACACGCUUGCGCACGCCGGCGACAACAUCAUCUCGACUUCGAACCUCUACGGCGGCACGUACAACCAGUUCAAAGUUUUCCUGCCGCGCCUCGGAAUCACGACCAAAUUCGUCAACGGCGAGAACCCCGACGAGAUUGAUGCUCUGAUUGACGACAAGACCAAGGCCAUCUACGUCGAGAGUAUCGGUAACCCACGCUACAACGUGCCUGACCUAGAGGCCAUUGCCAAGGUUGCGCAUGCCAAGGGAGUUCCUCUUGUGGUUGACAACACGUUUGGUGCUGGUGGCUACUUUGUGCGUCCGAUUGAUCAUGGGGCCGACAUUGUCGUGCACUCGGCCACCAAGUGGAUUGGCGGCCACGGCACCACCGUCGGCGGCGUCAUUGUCGACAGCGGCAAGUUUGACUGGGGCGCCAACGCCGCGCGCUUCCCGCAGUUCAUCGAGCCGUCCGACGGCUACCACGGCCUCAAGUUUUGGGAGACGUUUGGCGCCCUCUCCUUCAUCGUCCGCGCGCGCGUCGAGAUUGUGCGCGACCUCGGCGCCUACCUCAACGCCUUUGCCGCCCAGCAGCUGCUGCUCGGCACCGAGACGCUGUCGCUGCGCGCCGAGCGCCACGCCCAAAACGCCCUCGCCCUGGCCCGGUACCUGGAGAAGAGCGACAAGGUCGAUUGGGUCUCGUACCCGGGCCUGGCCAGCCACCCGUCGCACGAGACGGCCAAGAAGUAUCUCAAGAGGGGUUUCGGAGGCGUGCUGAAUUUUGGCGUCAAGGGCGGCGUCGCCGAGGGUGCCAAGGUUGUCGACAACUUUAAGCUCAUCUCCAACCUCGCCAAUGUCGGUGAUGCAAAGACUUUGGCUAUUCACCCGUGGAGCACUACCCACGAACAGCUUUCCGAUGAGGAAAAGACAAGCUCUGGCGUCACCGAGGAUCUCAUUCGAAUCUCGGUUGGUGUUGAGCACAUUGAUGACAUCAUUGCCGACUUUGAACAGUCUUUCAAGGCGGCCGGUAUCUAG